This is a messenger RNA of Acomys russatus (golden spiny mouse), 2616 nucleotides long. RefSeq names its product ubiquitin specific peptidase 2 (gene Usp2). Gene Ontology annotation, biological process: protein deubiquitination. Lineage: Eukaryota; Metazoa; Chordata; Mammalia; Rodentia; Muridae. Gene Ontology annotation, cellular component: cytoplasm. Gene Ontology annotation, molecular function: cysteine-type deubiquitinase activity. Bases 476 to 2314 code for a protein of 612 amino acids. The transcript is spliced from 13 exons. The record is from RefSeq and is a predicted model, not a curated record.
CUUUGCAAAAAUGAUGGAGAGUCUCAGAGAGAAGGGAGGCAUGGGCACCUCUGUAAAGACGGCAUGAAGAAGGAGUUUGCAUGUGUAGGGACUACCGCCCGCCGGUGUCCAAGGUGGCAGGCACCUGGGGAGGCACAGCCAGAAGCCACAUGCCUGAACUUGCCAGUUCUGGAUAAACAAUGAAAGGAGCCAGGCAGCAGGGGCCCCACACUGGACAGGGAGGAGUAUGGGGGAUCCCAGCCAAUAGGCUGGCCUCCCACUGCCCCAUGAAAGAGCCAUUCAGUCCCAGCCGUUCCUGUGGCAACAGGGAGACUCGAAGCCAUGUGAGAGCUGCCCUUCCGGUCCCUGUCUUAUGCAGCAAGGCCACAGCCAGAUUCCCCAACCGAAGCUCCUGCCCACGGUGCAGUCAGUAGCCCCAGGGACAGCAGGACCAGCCCAUGAGGCCCCCAGUACCCACUGAGUACCACCCUGAAGGAUGUCCCAGCUCUCCUCCACCCUGAAGCGCUAUACAGAAUCGUCCCGCUACACAGAUGCCCCUUAUGCCAAAUCGGGCUAUGGCACCUACACCCCCUCUUCCUAUGGGGCCAACCUGGCUGCCUCCUUCCUGGAGAAGGAAAAGCUUGGUUUCAAGCCGGUCUCCCCCACCAGCUUCCUCCCAAGGCCCCGAACCUACGGCCCCUCCUCCAUCCUGGACUAUGACAGGGGCCGCCCCCUGCUGAGACCUGACAACAUCGGGGCUAGUAAGCGGGCUGAGAGCCAGACCCGUGGCAAUGAAAGGCCUUCAGGCAGUGGACUCAACGGAGGCAGUGGAUUCCCUUAUGGAGUGACCAGCAACUCACUCAGCUACCUGCCUACGAGUCCCCGAGACCAGGGGGUGACCCUGAGCCAGAGGAAAUCGAACAGCCAAUCAGACCUGGCCCGGGAUUUCUCCAGUCUCCGAACCUCAGAUAGCUACAGGACUUCAGACAGCUACCGGAUAGACCCCGGGAACCUGGGCCGCAGCCCUAUGCUGGCCCGCACACGUAAGGAGCUCUGUGCCCUGCAGGGCCUCUACCAAGCAGCCAGCCGCUCUGAGUACCUAACAGACUAUCUGGACAACUGUGGCCGAAAGGGCAGUGCACCACAAGUGCUCACUCAAGCCCCUCCCUCCCGAGUCCCUGAAGUCCUCAGUCCCACCUACCGACCAAGUGGCCGUUACACACUGUGGGAGAAGAGCAAGGGCCAGGCCUCUGGGCCCAGCCGCUCCAGUUCUCCAGGGCGAGACACCAUGAAUUCAAAGAGUGCCCAGGGUCUGGCUGGUCUUCGAAACCUUGGGAACACGUGCUUCAUGAACUCAAUUCUUCAGUGCCUGAGCAACACCCGAGAGUUGAGAGAUUACUGCCUCCAGAGGCAGUACAUGCGGGACCUCGGCCACACCAGCAACGCGCACACAGCCCUCAUGGAAGAGUUUGCAAAACUAAUCCAGACCAUCUGGACGUCAUCCCCCAAUGACGUGGUGAGCCCAUCUGAGUUCAAGACCCAGAUCCAGAGAUACGCACCACGCUUCGUUGGCUAUAAUCAGCAGGAUGCUCAGGAGUUCCUUCGCUUCCUCCUGGACGGGCUCCACAAUGAGGUGAACCGGGUGACAGUGAGGCCCAAGGCCAGCCCUGAGAACCUUGACCAUCUCCCUGAUGAUGAAAAAGGGCGACAGAUGUGGAGGAAGUAUCUGGAAAGGGAAGACAGUCGGAUUGGGGACCUCUUUGUAGGGCAGCUGAAGAGCUCCCUGACGUGCACCGACUGUGGCUACUGCUCUACAGUCUACGAUCCCUUCUGGGACCUCUCACUGCCCAUCGCAAAGAGAGGUUAUCCUGAGGUGACAUUAAUGGACUGUAUGAGGCUCUUCACCAAAGAGGAUGUGUUGGAUGGGGACGAGAAGCCAACGUGCUGCCGCUGCCGAGCCAGAAAGCGAUGUAUAAAGAAGUUCUCUGUCCAGCGGUUCCCAAAGAUCUUGGUGCUCCACCUGAAGCGGUUCUCGGAAUCCAGGAUACGAACCAGCAAGCUCACAACAUUUGUGAAUUUCCCACUAAGAGACCUGGACCUGAGAGAAUUUGCUUCAGAAAACACCAACCAUGCUGUUUACAACCUCUAUGCUGUGUCCAACCACUCCGGAACCACCAUGGGCGGCCACUAUACAGCCUACUGCCGAAGUCCGGCAACAGGCGAGUGGCACACUUUCAAUGACUCCAGUGUCACACCGAUGUCCUCCAGCCAAGUGCGCACCAGCGACGCCUACUUGCUCUUCUAUGAACUGGCCAGUCCACCCUCCCGUAUGUAGCACUGAGGAGCUACAGCCCUUCCCUCUUCCCUGUGGUGGCCCCACGUCCUAAGUUUUUUAAAAAUUCAGAAAAAAAAAACCACUAAAAAACAACAACAAAGUCCUGACAAGUAAGAGAAAAAUAAACAUAAAAUAAAGCUGCCGAGCAGAAGUUGAUACAGCCUGGUCAGGGUCUGGAGCCAGGAGCCCAGAGCCCCUGAGCCACGGCCUGUCGGGAAAGACGGACUGAUGCAGACACAGUCAGCGGUGUUCCUCCACCCCUCUGCUUCUCUUGUUUGCAUUCUUAAGCCUGUGGUUUUUUG